This is a messenger RNA of Anisakis simplex (herring worm), 1287 nucleotides long. The record is from the annotation of a GenBank genome assembly. Lineage: Eukaryota; Metazoa; Nematoda; Chromadorea; Rhabditida; Anisakidae.
AUGAUUGUCUUGAUUUGUAGUCAUGUAACAAAACAGUCGUUGUGUGCGUUGAGUAGUGUAUCGAGUGCUCACAAUCAGGCGACUCAAAAUCAUGACGUUCAUGAUAAUCAGUUGAAGUAUAUGGAAGAGAAUUGUAUCGUUGUUGACACGAAUGACAAACCGAUACGACCCAUCACAAAACGUGAUGGUCACUUUCGCGAUCCAGUAUUACAUCGUGCAUUCAGUGUAUUUUUGUUCACGAAAUGUUCACGAAUGAUUCUGCAAAAACGCUCAGUACACAAAAUCACAUUUCCAUCGCUAUGGACGAACAGUUGCUGUAGUCAUCCGUUAUGGACGGUGAAUGAGAUGGCACCCGAUGGCGAUAGUUCGUUGGGAGUGUGCAAUGCGGCAAAACGAAAACUGAAACAUGAAUUGGGCAUUGAGGAUAUCGACAUUGCCUCGAUGAAUCUUGUAGUUGGAGUCGUUGAUAAUGCUAGCAAAGCGAGUAAUUGGCUUGGGUCGGUGAUGCGACGUUUCAUUUACAAGGCAAUGAGUGAUUCAGAAUGGGGUGAAUACGAACUCGAUUAUGUGAUUGUGGUACCGGAUUUUGACAUGGAUAAAGUCAAUAUCAAUACUGAAGAGGUGGAACAAAUUGCUGUUGUUGACCGCGAGAAGUUAAAGCAAAUGCUUGCGAGUUUAAGAUUCGGUCAGAUGUGUAUGUUAAAGUGGUGUUUGGGUCAUCAAUCAACAGCAACUAAUCCCGAAAUGCACACAAUUUGGAGUCGUGCGAAUGCGAUAUUUGCAUUCAUGAUAUCCGCACUGUCAGCAAUGGCAUUCUGUGUAUUCCUCACAUCGUUCCUGCAGGCUGGUCCAGUUGUUCCGGUUCAGUUAUCGGCCAGCAAUGUCCGAGUUAAAAGCGUGUCCGACUAUUCGGCGAACGGUGCACGUUCGGAUGUGGCAAUGGCCUAUCUGUCGAUAGAUGCGGAUUUGACGCCCAUAUUCAACUGGAACGUUAAGCAGUUGUUUUUGUAUCUGGUUGCUGAAUAUAGCUCACCUUCGAAUCCAGUGAAUCAAGUUGUUCUAUGGGAUAAAAUAGUGAUGCGUGGCGAUUUAUCGUCUCUUCAUGAGGAGAACUCAUGGCCGAAAUACUACUUCAUGGACGAUGGCAGCAAUCUGUUGAAUCAUCCGAAUGUGACGUUGGUUCUGAGGUGGAAUGUUCUACCGAAUAUUGGCUACUUGGGUUUAGCACAAGGAAACGGUCAACACAUCAUGAAAUUUCCAUCCACUUAUUAUACGGGACGUUUUUGA